Messenger RNA from Macrosiphum euphorbiae (potato aphid), 288 nucleotides. The record is from the annotation of a GenBank genome assembly. Lineage: Eukaryota; Metazoa; Arthropoda; Insecta; Hemiptera; Aphididae.
AUGGAUGAUGUUCCAUUAGAAACUAGGGCUAAGUUAUUUUUCCUACACGAUGGAGCACUUGCACAUAAUGCAAUUGUUGUUCAAGAAUAUCUGCAGAGUACAUUUGGGGCAGUAGUAAGCCCCCCCCCCAGAUCUUCGGACCUUAUGCUAUUAGAAUUUUACUAUUCAACUCCACUUUUAAAUGUUCAGGACCUCAAAGACAAAAUUGUAAAUAGUUGUGCCGAACUUCAAAGAGAACCAAUUUUAGCAGCUACUCAAAUAGAGCGCCGUCUGCAGUCACGCAUGUAG